AGGCGGGAGGCGGAGCCGAUUGAGUCCCCGGUCAGAGGUGGUCGCGGCGAAGGCGGUCGAUCGCGUUCCGCGGAGCCCGAGGCGGUGCUAGCGCCGGGCCCGAGAUCCGCGGCGGAGGGGCGGCCACGCGCGGCUCCUUUUGCAGAUGGAGGAACUGAAGCCCACGGAGAGAAGGGACCGGCCCAGGGUCACGCGGCUGCUGAGUGACUGAGGCCAGGGCCGAAUUCCGAUCUUGCCCGGGCCUGUGCUCCAUUCACCCAGAGAGGCAGAAGUUCCCAGUCUAAAGGUUCCGCGGUGGAGCCCGCUCUAGGACCAGAAGGCAGCAUGGCUUCCGAGUCGGAGAGCUUGAACCCCAGCGCCCGCAUCAUGACUUUCUACCCCACCAUGGAGGAGUUUCGCACCUUCAGCCGCUACAUCGCCUACAUCGAGUCCCAAGGAGCGCACCGGGCGGGGCUGGCCAAGGUGGUUCCUCCAAAGGAGUGGAAGCCGAGGUCGACCUACGAUGACAUCGAUGACUUGGUCAUCCCGGCCCCCAUCCAGCAGGUGGUGACCGGACAGUCCGGCCUCUUCACCCAGUACAACAUCCAGAAGAAAGCCAUGACUGUUCGGGAGUUCCGCAGGAUAGCCAACAGUGACAAGUACUGUACCCCACGCUACAAUGAAUUUGAAGAGCUUGAAAGAAAAUACUGGAAAAAUCUAACUUUUAAUCCCCCCAUCUAUGGUGCUGAUGUGAAUGGUACACUGUAUGAAAAGCACGUAGACGAGUGGAACAUCGGCCGCUUGAACACCAUCCUGGACGUGGUGGAGAACGAGAGCGGGAUCACCAUCGAGGGUGUCAACACUCCCUACCUCUACUUUGGCAUGUGGAAGACCUCCUUCGCCUGGCACACCGAGGACAUGGACCUGUAUAGCAUCAACUACCUGCAUUUUGGGGAGCCCAAGUCCUGGUACUCCAUUCCCCCAGAGCAUGGCAAACGUUUGGAGCGUCUGGCCAAAGGUUUCUUCCCAGGAAGUGCCCAAAGCUGUGAGGCUUUUCUCCGCCAUAAAAUGACCUUGAUUUCCCCUUCAAUCCUGAAGAAAUAUGGCAUCCCCUUUGAUAAGGUGACCCAGGAGGCUGGAGAAUUUAUGAUCACGUUUCCUUAUGGCUACCAUGCCGGCUUCAACCAUGGAUUCAAUUGUGCUGAGUCUACCAACUUUGCCACCCUUCGUUGGAUCGAAUAUGGCAAACAAUCUGUUCUGUGCUCUUGCCGGAAGGAUAUGGUGAAGAUAUCUAUGGAUGUAUUUGUGCGCAAGUUCCAGCCAGAGCGGUACAAGCUGUGGAAAGCAGGCAAAGAUGCCCCUGUCAUUGAUCACACUCUGCCCACCCCUGAGGCUGCUGAGUUCCACAAGGGGGAGCAGCAGGACUGUCCGGAGGAGGCCCUGGACGGCAGUGGGGACCCAGUCAAUGAGGAUGCCAGGAGAAGCCCCACCAAGCAUCGGAUUGGAGCCAAGAGGCACCGGGUGUGUCUUGAGGUGCCUCAGGAGGUGAGUGAGAGCGAGGCUUUUGCCCAGAGAGAACCCUAUGAGAUGGAUGGGGAGCAGGCAGCUGUUGCUCCUGGGAAGUCUGGCCCAGACUUGCUGUCACCUCUGCGAGCUGAGAACGGCACCCUCCUCUCGCCAGAUUAUCCAGACUCUGCUGAAGUCAAAUUUGAAGAACUUAAGAAUGUCAAAUUGGAAGAGGAAGAGGAAGAAGCUGCAGCUUUGGACCUCUCUCUAUCUAGAACCACAUAUCAGGCCUCCAAAAAGAGCCGAGCUCGCGGUUCUGAGAGCCGGUCUCAUCGAGCACGCCGAGCCCCGGCUGCCCACACCUGUGCCCAAGAAGAGGAUUCAGAGCAAGAGCUCUCCGAGAACGGAGAGGAGGAGAGUCAGAAAUCCAAGGGCCGUCGGCAGCCCCUGAGCAAGCUUCCCCGGCAUCACCCGCUUGUGGCCCAAGAGUGUGGCAGUGAUGAUGAUGCCAGUGAACAGCUGACCCCAGAAGAGGAGGCUGAAGAGACGGAGGCUUGGGCCAAGCCCCUGAGUCAGCUCUGGCAGAACCGACCUCUGAACUUCGAGGCCGAAAGGGCGUACAAUGAGAACAUGGCUCAGCAGCCCCCGCACUGUGCAGUUUGUAUGAUUUUCCAAACCUACCAACAGGCCGAGGGGGGAAGCCACAACCAGAGCUGGGCGGACGGGCCUGAGGCGGCCCCCGGGAGGCGCAGAACCAGGCCUCUGAUCCCCGAGAUGUGCUUCACCGCCACGGGCUGCAGCACCGACCUCAGCCUCUCCACGCCCUACCUGGAGGAGGACGGCACCAGCAUCCUCAUCACCUGCCGGAAGUGCUGUGUCUGUGUCCACGCCAGCUGUUACGGAGUCUCUCCUGAGCAGGCCUCAGAUAACUGGAUGUGCUCUCGGUGUACGGCCAGCGCCUUAGAGGAGGGCUGCUGCCUGUGCUCGCUGCGAGGAGGAGCCCUGCAGAGAGCGAAUGAUGAUCGGUGGGUCCACGUAAUGUGUGCCAUUGCAGUCCUGGAAGCUAAGUUUGUCAACAUCGCAGAGCGCAGCCCGGUGGAUCUGAGCAAAAUCCCUCUUCUUCGUUUCAAGUUGAAAUGCGUCUUCUGUAAGAAGCGGAGGAAGAGGGUGGCUGGCUGCUGUGUUCAGUGCUCCCAUGGCCGUUGCCCGACCUCCUUCCACGUGAGCUGCGCGCAGGCCGCCGGGGUGAUGAUGCAGCCGGACGACUGGCCCUUUGUGGUCUUCAUCACCUGCUUUCGGCACAAGGUUCCUUCUCAGGCAGAGCGCGCCAAAGGCGCCCUCCAGGACCUUUCUGCGGGCCAGACGGUCAUCAGUAAGCACAAGAACGGGCGCUUCUACCAGUGCGAGGUGGUCCAGCUCUCCACGGAGACCUUCUACGAGGUCAACUUUGAUGACGGCUCCUUCAGUGACAACCUCUACCCCGAGGACAUUGUGAGUCGCGACUGCCUCCAGUUGGGGCCCCCCGCCGGAGGGGAAGUGGUCCAAGUGAGAUGGACAGACGGACAGGUCUAUGGAGCAACGUUCGUAGCUUCCCAUCCCAUCCAGAUGUACCAGGUGGAGUUUGAAGAUGGCUCCCAGCUCAUGGUGAAGAGGGAUGACGUUUACACACUGGAUGAGGAACUCCCCAAGAGAGUCAAGUCCCGGCUGUCGGUGGCCUCGGACAUGCGCUUCACAGAGAUCUUCACAGAGAAGGACGUCGGGCAGGAAAAGAAACGGCAGCGGGUCAUCAACUCUCGGUACCGAGAAGACUAUAUUGAGCCAGCGCUCUACCGGGCCAUCAUGGAGUAGGGGACGGGGGCCGCACGGACCCAGCUGGUCAGCGGGGAGCACUCCGGGGGCCUGAACCCCCCCUCCCCCCCCCCACGCCGUUCAACUCAGAGUGGAAAUUUGAAAACUGAGAUUGUACAAACCAAAUGAACUAGCUCUUCCUCCCGUGCCCCAUUCCCUUCUCUGGUCCUUCUGCCACACAUUGCCGUGAAGAAGGGAGGUUGAGCCCUGAGCCAGGGUCCUGGACAUGUGGUGGUGGGCCUGCGGCCAGCAGGAGCCCCCCACCCCCGAAGAGACUGGGCCCUGCUUGUGGGGACUGGGAGCUGGUGCUAUCUGCGCCCCUGCCCCACGGGCGUGUGCAAGCGUGCCCAGGGAGGCAGGGGAGCGCGCGGACCUUGGCCGGCCGGCCGGACAGAUGGACGGAUGAAGCGAGGAGCAGGCAGCAUUCCUGGCGCUUGCCCCCCUUUCUCCUUUUUAUAUUUAUGUGUGUUUGGUCUCCACCAGCUUCCGUUGCUUCCUGGUGCUUCUGGCCAAAGCCCUCGAGCUGGGGGGAGGCUAGAAGGAGUCACCCGGAGAAACUAAUGUGAAGCACUACACCUCAGUGCUGCCCACCAGGGGCUGAGCUGGGCACUGGGACCUCCUUCCCUCGGGUGGGCGCAGGUUGCGGAAGCACUAGGGUGGGGGUUCUUGAGCCCCUGAGGAGCCCCUUACUUGCCUUUGGGAAAUGGAGUCUCAAGGUCCUGCCCCCUUCUGGACCUGCCCUGAGGCAGGUCGAGGGGGCACUUUUGGACUGGGCU
Molecule: messenger RNA, 4109 nt
Organism: Sarcophilus harrisii (Tasmanian devil)
Lineage: Eukaryota; Metazoa; Chordata; Mammalia; Dasyuromorphia; Dasyuridae
Gene: KDM4A
Product: lysine demethylase 4A
Exons: 23
Coding region: 325-3333 (1002 amino acids)
Biological process (GO): chromatin remodeling
Cellular component (GO): nucleus
Molecular function (GO): histone H3K9 demethylase activity; histone H3K36 demethylase activity
Source: RefSeq, a predicted model, not a curated record